AUGUAUGAGCCACUGUACAACGCCUUUGACGCCUACCCGACCGUCAUUCCCCGAGUUAGGGUGCGAGGCGUGAUGGCUCUCUUCCUAGCGGUCUCCAUUUUAUGGGCCCUGAUUUGGCUUUUAUAUCGUGCAUGGCAAGUAUGCCAAACGCCCAAUGAGCUUCUCGUGGAGAAAUUGGGUCUCGAUAUUCCGCCGCCGCCAGAAGUCACCCUCGAAGAGAUCACAGCUCGUGAGAUCCGCCUAGCCUGGAAACAACCCGAUUUUCACAAUUCCAUACAUAAACAUAUCAUUCAAGUGAAUAAUGUCAAAGUGGGCGAGUCGAAACGCGCAGAGACCGCGGUGGAAAUAUUAAAUCUCAUUCCUGGGAGCAUUUAUCACAUUUGUGUUCUAUCCGUCAGCGCAGCAAAUUUUCAGACCCCAAGUGCGAUCCUCCACGUCCGAACGAAAUCUCUUCCCUUGUCCCGAUCCCAACAAGAUGCUCCCACCGGCGGUCCAACGAUUCGAGCAUCAAUUCCACGAUCCACGGCCGGCCUACCAACUCCAUCUGCCCCGGUGAUGGCCCGCGAACAUAGCGCCGGACAAUUACCAGGGAAGCGACCAUCCGCCGGGCGCAAACUUUCCCCCGCAACCACUGGAUCGGCAGAUUUUGCACACGGGCACGAUGAAUUGCAUAAAGGCGUGUUUAAGAAUGAUCGCGAUGGAAGUCUGGAACAACUCGCCGAUCGAUUAAAAGCGUUACAACAAGAAAAUGAAAACACGGAAAAACAAGUGACUGAGGAGGAAGACGAGCAUAUUGUCAUGCUUAGAGAGCUAGAAAAGCAUCGUGACGAGUUGAAGAAACGGGUCAAGGAGAAGGAUGAAGUCAGUGGAGAUCUCAAAAAGCACGUCUCGAAACUAGAGAGUGUCAAUCGCUCUGUGCAGGGCGAGAAAUCCAAACGCAUGAGACUUCUUCAGCAGAAAGAAGCCGAGCGCAAGAAACGCAAGAACGAUAUCGUCCGAUGGCAAGAACGGAUUGCCCGGAUGGCUUCGGAUGCUGCACAGGCCAAAGAAGACAAGACCCGAUUAGAGGAAGAUGGUGAGACUCGAGGCGAAGAAGUUCGCAAGAAGAUUGCGAAGGAGCAGGCGGAGAUGAAAUUGAUCGAUGAAGAAAUUCAAGAUAAGGGAGGCCGGAUCAAGAAAUUAGAGGAUGAACGACAAGGUCUUCAGGGUGGUGAUAACGAGGAUGGGAAGGAACUGGACCGAAUUGAUAAUGAGCGGGCUCGACAAUGGGAAAUGAAGCUAGGCGAGCUCCACGCUCGAUACGCUACGCUCGUCAAUCUCCAUGCACAGGCCCAACAGCAAUAUCAAGAAGCCCAGGAGCGGUUGAAAUGGCUUACUACGCAACGUCCUGGCAGCUCUGGUCCAUUUUCUUUGCCGCCUUUGGACCUGGACAUGUCCAAUUCAGCGACAAUUCGGCCCCGUCGUCAUCGCAGCUCUUUAGUGAGCAAUUUCUCCUCCUCUUUGAAUUACCCAGGUAUCGACUCGACGUUCCCCGGGAUCAACAACAACAAUAACAACUCCCUCCCACCUUCUUCCAACUCUCCCACAUUCCCUCCAACAUCUACCUUCUUCAACAUUAACAAUGGUAUGACUCUUCCGAGUCUCUCUGAUCCACCGGAGAUCAUGCGCUCUGAUGCAGAAGCCACGUUCAGUAAUCCGCAGAUGAGCCCCCGAGCCGAUGCCUUGCUGCCAUCAGACCUGCUUGGAGACGAGGAAUCAUCACCCGAAUACCCACGCCCUUCUCACCACACGCGAUUUUCCAAUAUGGAUUUGUCUAACAUGAUGCCUUUGGAUGGGUUUGGGCAUGGUCCUGUCUCUCCUGUUUCUUCUGGGAGUAGGCCUGGCAGUUUAUUUGCAAGCCCAUUGGAGACCCGUCAUCGACAGGACUCUGGUUCCCAACCAGGACAGUCAUCUGCUGCUGCCGAAGAGGCGCCGAAAAGCGCUUCUCGACGACUUUCUGGGAUCUUUGGAUUCCACCGACCACGUGGAAAGACGCUGGCCGAUGGACCACCUAUGUUGGGUACUUUGAAACCUGGACAAAGUCAAUCUUUCCCACGGAAUGUUGAUGAACUAGAUCCAAUCGGAUCCCGACGUCGAAGACUGAGCUAUACUGGUAACUGGGCAAAUGCAAUGUCACUUUUCCCUCGAAGCAACACCACUGGCGUCACUACGGACAGCUCGUCUGAUCAUGCGCCUUCGCGGAGAGCUGCCUUUUCAAAUAUCUUCUCCUCUAGCAAGUUUGGGUUUGGUGGUGCUGGCAGUCGUGGAGGAAAUUCCGACUUGAGCACUGGAUAUAACCAAUUCAGCCCACGUCAUGACCCCAUUGACCCGUCCUCUCUUCUCGGUGGUGGCAGUGGCAGUGGUGGUGGUGGUGGUAGCGGUGGUGGUGGUGGUGGCGUUCGACGCGGCUCUCUAUCCCCGCGGCCGUCAUCCACGUUUUCCUUCGACAAUCCGAAUCAGCUUCCCCACCCAUCUACUGAUAACCGUCAUUUUGGGUGGCCGUCUACGGAUCAAAUGGGCCAUCGCAACAGUCCUCUUGGGCUGGAUUGGACGUCGCCCUCAACAUGGUCACGGGCACCUUCUCGCCGACCCUCAUUCCAAUAUGGGUCCUCUGGUCAUCUUCCUUUGGGAUUGACUGGUGAGCCUGAUUUUGUCGAGGAUACGUAUGAUCGACAUCAUCGGCCAUUGCAAGCGCCAAUUGGUACCCGCCCAUCCUCUUCCCAUCGACCUAUCACACCGAAGCUCAAUCCAGCUGCACCAUCAUUCAGAGGGAUGUUUGCAAGCAGAAGAUCUGAUAGGGAGAGAGAGAAGGAUAAAGAUGAAUCUGAUGUACCCUUUGACCUUCAUGUCGACGACGGGUCUCCUUCUGAGCCUCGUACCUCUCGAUCAUUCUCUCAUUUCACGGGCGAAUCAUACGAGUCCUUGGAACGAAUGCCAUCUGGUACAUCCGCGGACAACGCAUCCAAGGAGUCAUUUAUUCGCAAGAUCACCCGGAAGGGUAGUUCGAGCAAGUUUAGCUCUUGGAAAGACCGGUCUGGAUUAUUUUCGAAGAAGGGGGAGUCUUCACAAACAGAUAUCGAUGAAGAUGCAGCCAGUGAGGCUCAGCUAGCGAAGAGUAUUGAUAGCACAAUCUCUAGCGCGCCAUCUGCGGACCGAUCUACUCGCAGUAGUCUUGGGUUUUUCUCUCGCAAGUCGCGAAAAUCCGACAAGGCGAGUGAGACAAGCGAGCUAGCUAGUGAGGCCGGUGAUGAAGAAAUCCCAGAAAUCCCAGAGAUUCCUUCAUCCUGA
Messenger RNA from Penicillium verhagenii, 3327 nucleotides. Its product is annotated as Fibronectin type III domain protein. NCBI's taxonomy places the organism in Eukaryota, Fungi, Ascomycota, Eurotiomycetes, Eurotiales, Aspergillaceae. Bases 1 to 3327 code for a protein of 1108 amino acids. The record is from RefSeq and is a predicted model, not a curated record. The transcript is spliced from 3 exons. Gene Ontology annotation, molecular function: protein binding.